Molecule: messenger RNA, 1477 nt
Organism: Exserohilum turcica Et28A
Lineage: Eukaryota; Fungi; Ascomycota; Dothideomycetes; Pleosporales; Pleosporaceae
Exons: 2
Coding region: 117-1439 (440 amino acids)
Biological process (GO): peptidyl-L-cysteine S-palmitoylation; protein targeting to membrane
Cellular component (GO): Golgi apparatus; endoplasmic reticulum
Molecular function (GO): protein-cysteine S-palmitoyltransferase activity
Source: RefSeq, a predicted model, not a curated record
GCGCAUGCAAUUACGGGCAAACCACCGGCGAACGAUGAUGGGAAAGUGACUUCUGGCUUCUCUUGCUCUCUCUCUCUCGCCAUGCGACGCCUGCCACAGGCCAAUCUUCUCUCAUCAUGACCGUCGCUCGCACCAUCAUCGCCUUCACCGUCACCGUGUCGCUCAUUACCUUCAUAGCCUUCUUCGGACGACUACCGGCUUUCAGAAACACGCCCAUAGGCUUCCUCAAUCGCCUCGUCCUCAGUCACAUCCCUUCGGCGUUCCGAAAACUCGACCUCGCCCUUACAAAUGGUCGCAUCACCAACGGUGGCUCCCGUUUGGGCCACUACCUGAUGAAUGACAAGCACCCACUCGUCAUUAUAUUCUUCCUGGGCCUCGUCACUGGAUGCGCUGCCAUGAUCCUGCCCGCGGUGUGGCAUCUCAUUCGGCUGCACCACAAGCUCUUCGCCUUCGUCAUGCUGCCACAACCGUACAUCUUUCUAUACUUGAGCGCAAAGAGGAACGACCAAACGUACAUAAGCACGGCCAAUCAUGCCGAGCAGAUGCGACACUAUCCGUAUGAUAGAGUGCUGUACUACCCUGGAAAUACCUGUCGAACAUGCAAGUUCCUGAAGCCGGCGCGGAGCAAGCAUUGCAGUAUAUGCAAGACGUGCGUGUCUAGAAUGGACCAUCAUUGCGUGUGGGUGAACAAUUGUCUAGGCCGCGGAAAUUACAAGUGGUUCUUGGCUCUCUUGCUGUCAACGAGUAUCCUCCUUGCCUACGGAGCAUAUCUAGCCUACUAUGCCCUUUCCCCGUUGGCUCUCAAGCAGUACCUAAAGUAUGAGGGCUGGUACAUGUACAAACCGAAGACCGGCGUCGAUUCUAAGAGCUGGGGUGCUUACUUUAACCGCAAGGGGCAUAACUUCCUCAUGUACGCGAGCAUCUAUCUGGACGUUGGUGGGAUUCGCGCGUCUGGAGUCGGUCUACUCGCACUUCUAACCUGGCCACUUCCACUGGGCCUACUUGUCUACCACAUCUACCUUAUUUGGGCCGGUAUGACAACAAACGAGAGCUCGAAAUGGGCGGAUUGGCGCGAUGACAUGGCAGACGGCGUUGUUUUUCUCGGUUACAGGCGAGAAGACACAAUGCAGCAUUGCCAUUCACCAGUACCGAACCACGCGUACAUGUACCACUCGGAACAUUCGUCUUCGUCCACAUCUCCCAUCCUAACUCCUCCCGAAAGCUUAUCGGAAGACGAAGAGCCAGUCACCACCUGGCCUCUGGAAAGUAGACACAUUCUCAUCCGAACGCGGACCGGACAACCACCCAAGUCGCUGCCCAGCCGCAUCCGGUCCGUAGCCAAAGAAGACAGCUUUGAGCGCGUGUGGAACCUAGCCGCAGUGGAGAACGUAUACGACUUGGGAUUCUGGGAUAACCUUGUAGAAGUACUAGCCCACUGAUCAUGGCACAUGAAACUAAUACAACCACGAUUUGCAUU